Messenger RNA from Rhineura floridana, 4590 nucleotides. It is a transcript of the gene TCEA3, whose product is annotated as transcription elongation factor A3. Gene Ontology annotation, molecular function: zinc ion binding; nucleic acid binding. Bases 275 to 1543 code for a protein of 422 amino acids. Lineage: Eukaryota; Metazoa; Chordata; Lepidosauria; Squamata; Rhineuridae. Gene Ontology annotation, biological process: DNA-templated transcription; transcription elongation by RNA polymerase II. Gene Ontology annotation, cellular component: nucleus. The transcript is spliced from 14 exons. The record is from RefSeq and is a predicted model, not a curated record.
UCCCCCCCCCGCUUUCUCUUCUCGCACACAUACGCCUGCCUUAACUCCCCUCCUCCUUUCCUUGUCGAACUUUUCAGUGAAUGCAAAAACUUUUCCUUGAUUCCACGAAGCACCUUCCCUUUCCUUAAAAGCAACACAUCACAAACCCCUCGCCCACCACCUGUAAUAAAACCAGAUCCAACGGGGUUCAUAUAUGUAUAUGAGUUGUUUUCUGUUCAAUAUUUUCGGGACUCUGCCUUCGUGGAGUGCGGAAUAGGUUUGGAGAGCUGAAGCCAUGGGGCAAGCGGAAGAGCUGAUCCGAAUGGCCAAAAGGUUGGAUAAGAUGGUGUCGAGGAAGAGCAUGGAAGGUGCUCUUGACCUGCUGAAGAAACUGAACAGUUGCCCCAUGACCAUCCAGCUGCUGCAGACCACAAGAAUUGGCGUGGCUGUCAACACGAUCCGUAAGCACUGCACAGACGAGGAGGUGGUCACUCUGGCGAAAAUCCUCAUCAAGAACUGGAAGAGGUUGUUGGAGUCAGGGACUGAGAAGAGCAAAAAGGAGAAAGACGGAGACAGAGGGAUUGAUAUCCCUGGCUGGAAAACUGAAGACGCCGUUUCCCACUCAGUGAAUCUCUGCAAAAGUUCUGAUGGAAAGCAAAAAGACCGGAAAUCAAACAAGUCCAUCUCCCUGGAGGCAAUGCCAAAGAAUUGUUCCAUGCUUUCCAAGCCAGACAGAGAUACUCAGGAACCCAAAACCACUUCAGCUACAUCCAAAAAGUCACCAAACUUGGAACUAAAAAAGGAGAGACGAGACUCUGAUGACUUAAGAUCUUCUACUUCCACUGCUGCCUCCUCCUCUCCUCCCAAGGGACUGUCAAUGGACAGGAGAGCCUCCACUGGCUCCAACCCCGCUGCGUCUCCUCCUGGUUCUUGGAAAAAUUCUACAGAUAGCAAAGAUGAGAGAUCCCAAAGCAAAGCUAGGCCAGAUGUGCCCAAGACCCCCACCAGCCCCAUCACUCCAACAUUUGCAUCGUCCAGCUGCUUCUUGACCUCUUGCUAUCUGACGGGAGACUCAGUCCGGGACAAAUGCAUCGAGAUGGUGUCAGCGGCUCUGAAAAUGGAUGAUGACUACAAGGAGUUUGGAGUCAAUUGUGACAAGAUGGCAGCUGAAAUUGAAGAUCGUAUCUACCAGGAGCUGAAGAGCACCGAUAUGAAAUACCGUAACCGAGUGAGGAGCCGGAUCAGCAACCUGAAGGACCCCAAGAACCCUGGUUUGCGCCGAAAUGUGUUGUGUGGUGCCAUACCGCCCAGCCUCAUCGCCAAGAUGACAGCAGAAGAAAUGGCUAGUGAUGAACUGAAGGAGCUGAGGAACGCCAUGACCCAAGAAGCCAUCCGAGAGCAUCAGAUGGCAAAGACUGGAGGCACCGCCACGGACCUCUUCCAGUGUGGCAAAUGCAAAAAGAAGAACUGCACGUAUAAUCAGGUCCAAACUCGGAGCGCUGACGAGCCCAUGACGACCUUUGUGCUGUGCAAUGAGUGUGGGAACCGCUGGAAGUUCUGCUGAUGUUCCUUGCGGUCACAUAGCAGCCACUGAUGGAGAAGGUGUUAUCCUGUCAAAGUCAGUGAGGAGAAACUUUGAGCUGUCUACUGAAGAACUAAAAGCAGGAAAGGAAGAAAACCUGAAAGGCGGGAAAGCCAUACUGGAUCCUUAAAAAUGCAAAAGGGAGUAAUUACCUAGAGGGAGUGAUGGUCUGUCAAUAAUUCAGGUGAUGGAAUGAUGCCACUAUUAGCAGGGCUGUGUGUGCUCUGCAGACAUGCUAUGCAAGUGCAGAAUUUUACACUGAGUGCAGAAUUCCACAUUCUGAGACUCUCCACAUUUUUUUUAAAAAAAACUAAGUUUCUAUCCCUUAAGGCUGCAAAGAAAGGUCUGAAAUUGCAUGGGCAAUGUAUAGUGGAAAUCUCUAUAUAAGUGGGGCUGGAUCAAGAGUUAUAAUACUCAAGGUAUGGACCUUCAGUAUCCUGCCUAAGGUUUCUUUCCUCUGCUCAACUAGCAACCAUUUUUUCAGAUCACAGAAUCCAGGUUUUCAUGAUUCAGAAUUUAGGUAACUUCUUGUUCACAUAGAAUACAUUUCUCACUCUGUAGAAAUGUAUGUAUGUAGAGCUGGCCUGCAGGCCGAUAGCUUAUUAGGUGCUUUUAGAAGAUUCUUGAAGGCAGGACUGGGGCCCUCAGGCCUGGGGCCUGAAUGUGGCCCUCCAGGCCUUUCUGUGUGGCCCUUGAGGCUCUUCCUGAAACAUGCCCCCUCUCCACAAGCCAUAGCCCUCUCCGGUGUCCUUGAGUGCUUUUGCUUGGCUGGAAUGUGUCCUUGAAAGGUUAUAACAUCCUCUUGCUUGACAGGAUGGGAGGAUGGAGACCUCUGACCCUUGGGUGGCCUGCUCCACCCACUUUUGCAUGUGACCCUUGUACUGCAAAAGGUUCCUCAUCCCUGCUUUUAGGGCAUCAGUCUUCAACUGCUGGGUUGGCAACUACAGGGGAAGGGCCGUGGUCCUGUGGUUGAGUAUCUGCUCUGCAUGCAGAAGGUCCCAAAUUCAGUCCCCAACAUCUCUAGGUAUGGCUGGGAGAGAUUCCCUGCCUGAAAUCCUGGAGAAUUGCUGCGUUAGUGCAGACAAGACCGAGCAAAGUUCUGACUAGGCAUAAGGCAGCUUUCUAGGUUCCUAAGUGGAUCCCAUUGCAACCUCAAGUGAAUUGCAGCAGAGAAAGAGAAAGGAUGACCAGAUGUUGUGGAGGAUGAAUCUUCUAUAUUUUUAACAUCAGAAGAAUUUCAGCAGAUGCAGUUUCUCCCUUCCCUGUCCUCUACCCAAACCCCCUCAUUUCCUUUCCUUUGAAGCUGCCUUACAUGGAGUGAGACCACUGGACCAGCUGGCCCAGUUCUCUCUCUCUCUCUCUGGCUGGCAGUUGCCAUCCAAGGUCUUUUCCCAGCUCUCCUUCCUGGGCCCCUUUAACGUAGAUGGUGUUGAACCUGGAACCUUCUGCAUGCAAAGUUCUGGUCUACCCUUGCAUCUGGUCACCACGGGGAGAGAAGCAAGACAAUAGCCAGGCAUGUUUUUAAAAAAGGAUUCCGUGCUGCAGGCUAUUGCUAUAGGGCAGGGCUCUCCAGUGUGCCACCUGUGGGUGCUGGUGUGCCAAUCAGCACCUUCUAUGGUGUCCACAAAAGGACUUUGUAAAUAUCCCCUCAAAAACCCACAAUAUACAAGAAAUGAUUUGCUCUUCCUGCUUACUUCCUAUUUGCACUGGCUUGGUCUCUCCUAUAUUGAGGAUGCCCCUUAUAAACAUGCACACAUUUCAUUGGACCACUUUCUUAUCUGUUAUGAACAGAGGAGGAGUGAGCUUCUCUCUGUGAGGGGCUGUUUCACGGAUGUUGAUGUAGGUGCCUUUUUUCCAUUGAUGGGGGGGCGCAUGCAACACAAUUUUGUGGCCCUGUCUCUUUUCCUGUUCUUUUAGAUGUGGCAGCCAUUUUGCCAUGCCGUAACAGCAGCCAUUUUGUGAUGUGAUCUGCCCCCCACAACAGCCAUUUUGUGAUUAGCGCCCACAACACUUUCUCAAAUUCCAAAUAUGCCCACUGGCCCGCAAAAGAUGUUGACUCCUCCUCUAGGGGAUGUGUGCAUUGUGGAUGGGGUCACUCAUUAGAUGCCAGAUGGAGCUGGAUGAAGAUUAGAACAGCCCUUCAAUAAAGUGUUCUGUGUGAGGCACACCUGCUUGCUCCACCAGUCAUGAGUAGGGAUGUAGAGAAUUCCAUUGAAAAUGGAAGCGGAGAUGGCUGCUGUUUGCUGUUUGUUACAGGUCUGAAAUGGAAAUCAGUCCAGUGAAUAUGAUCGAUAUCCAUCCAGCGAAUAUGAUCAAUAUUUGCUCACAAUGUUCUUGGGUUUUCUUAAAGCUCACUACCAAUAUGUAAUUAAUGACUAUUUCAAUAUAUUUGAGGUUUCCUUUAUGUUGAAAUGAAUGGUGUGGAAAUAAUUAUGCCAUUAAUUCCACUAAAUUCAUAACGUACCUAAAUAAUUAUGUAAAUUAUGUUAAAUAGCAGACAGUGAGAUGAAUAAGGUAGUGUUUGACCAAACUGCAGCAGACUGGAAACAGCAGUGAUUGUGACAGAGACAGGCAGGAACAGAAAUUGCUGCUUUCUUACAUCCCUAGUCAUGAGCUUAUAUGGCAUCAGUGACUGGGUCUGGAAGCAGCCCCCCAUUUUAAGUAACCAAAAUGUCCCAAAGGAACGCCGUAACAAGUCAUCUGGGGCGUAGUGGGAAAAUUAAAAUGGUGGAUGGCAUCCCAUUCAAUGCCACCAGAUAAGCCAGGGACAAGUGAGUGGUCCCUGAUGGGCUGUUUAGGAUGUUUUGACGCUAGAGAAACAAGAACUGCAACAAAUCUGUACAGUUAUUAUAUGAUGGGGUGGGUGGGAAUAAGGGGUAAUCUCUCCCCCCUGUUUUUUCCUAAGAAUGUUUACCAUGUCCUUAAUGUUUCUGGAGUGGAGUGGAGCAGGCACUGAGCAUGUAUAAACCAACUGUCAAGUCGCUAUUGAUGACCUUGUACAUUAGUAAACCCCUGAAAGCUCUUCCGUU